This is a messenger RNA of Nymphaea colorata (pocket water lily), 2033 nucleotides long. RefSeq names its product putative transcription factor bHLH041. The record is from RefSeq and is a predicted model, not a curated record. The transcript is spliced from 9 exons. Gene Ontology annotation, molecular function: protein dimerization activity. NCBI's taxonomy places the organism in Eukaryota, Viridiplantae, Streptophyta, Magnoliopsida, Nymphaeales, Nymphaeaceae. Bases 67 to 1590 code for a protein of 507 amino acids.
UCUCCCUCUCUGUAUCUGACGCAGUGCUGAAAGAAAAAAGAGUGGAUUACAAGAGUGGAAGAAGAAAUGGACCUGGUUUUCAUGCUGGAGGAAGAAAGUCGAUCUGCUUUCAUUAGAUGGGUUGUUCAGAACCUUGGUUGCAGAUACAUUUGUUUGUGGUCCUACCAGCCUUAUCUUCCCAAGUGCAUGCUAUGCACGAAUGGAUGGUAUGAAGAAGAUAAGUCGACUGCAGAAGCCAGCUGGUUGAGGCAGGAGCUGUUCGAUACAUACAGGGGCUCUGUCUGUGUCAUAGAAAAUGGAGGGAUUCCGGGGCUUGCUUUCACGGAAGGAAAGGCUUACUUAAGGCUAGGAGAGGCGAGUCUCCAGAGCAUGGCGAGAACGGACACGCAAAGGCAAUUCUAUCAGGGAGCUGGGAUUAAGACUGCAGUUUUCUUGGCGUGCAGAAGUGGUGAGGUGGAGAUUGGUUCAUCCUCUGGCAACAUCAACUUGGAGAUGGAGGAGAUCAGAAGCCUUCUUACAGGGGAAUUGUUUAAGCAAUUCCAGUCAGUAAACCCUGCUCAUCCUCUAGAAAGCAGCCGAGCAUCGUCUUCCUCUUCCUCGUUGCUAUCCUUCUCCAUUGGGAGCCCGGAGUACUCAUCUAUGCUGAUCAACCUGCCCAAUCCGCAAAGUUUUCAAGAAUCCAUAAGGAAUCAAGCUUCCAUUCUUAGGAGCACAACUAGUCAUCCUCAUCCUUACGCUCUGCCUCCAGCUACUAGUAUGGAGGACGCAGCAGUGACAAAAGCAAUGCUUGCGGUUCUCUCAUCAUCAGUUUCUCCAUCUCCGGCAUCAUCGUCGCCAUCAUCGUCCUCAUCAUCUCCUUCAUCGUCCGCUCAACUGAGCACACAAACUGGCGCAUUUAGAAAAUAUUCACGUGCAUUGUCCCCAUCAAGAUUCAUUCGCAAAUCGAGUUCCCAGAGCCAAAACCUUCAGAAACUUUCAGUUAUUAUUCUUCGGGGCAUCAAUCAGCAAAGACUUGAAGCUCAACUUGGGGCAAAUAAGCCUGCAAGCAGCCAACUAAGUCAUGUUAUGUCAGAGAGAAAGAGAAGAGAGAAACUCAAUGAGAGCUUUCUGGCUCUUCGUGCUCUCCUGCCUCUUGGAACAAAGAGGGACAAGGCUUCUGUGCUAACAAGCACUAGAGAAUACAUGAUUGCACUCAGAGAACAAGUCAGGGAGCUAGAAAGCAGAAACAGAGUUCUCGAAGCUCAAAUGUUUCUGCUUCCAACUUCAAACGGUAUAACAAAAGGAAGAGAAGAUGAAUCAUCUGCUGGUGAAGGAAGAGAAGAAAUAAAGGUUGUCGAGGUCUCGUCGGCCCUUGAUGAGAGGGAGAUCGAACUGAUUGUCCAUAAACAGAUCGAGCUCACGUAUUUGGUUCUAAAAUUGUUGGGAUGUAUCAAAGACAUGGGCAAUGUGGCCCUGCUUGCAGUGACUGCUGAUGUCCAGAAAGUAGAGCAGCAGCAACGAAGCUCAGUUGCUCUGAGAUUGAAAAUCAUGGGCAAGGAUUGGUCGAAGCGCGACUUCGAGGAAAGGAUAUCCAGAGAGUUUGGUGGCUGAGAGCCAAACUUGAACGCCUGCAUCUCUUGACUCUUGAGAUUUUGUUUGACCAUAUACAAACAAGAGCCGGUAGUGUCCCUCGCCGUGGAAGCUCAUCCAAAGUGAGUCCCACCAAAGCUUGGUCCAGCCCAAAAAGUCUGCCUUCUUCACAAGGGAGAGUGGCUCUUUGAAUACAGAGGUUCCUGCCUCCUUGACCUUGUUAGGUCUCUAACAACUCAGAUCCCUUUCAUUUACUUGUCAGGGUCCCUUUACCGUGAUGUAUAAUGCAAGAUAUUGAGCGACAAAUGAAGCACCGAUACUGUAUAUAUAUAAAUAUAUAUAUAUAUAUUUCAAGUGCCAAAAUCGAAGGAAUAGUUUGAAGUCGUCAAACUUGACUGGUUUUCUUCUCCUUUCCUCUUGUCUACUUUACAUGUAAGACUGCCUGGUAGAUUAAUUUAUUGAUA